CCGCGGCUCGCCAACCAGUCGCGCGCCCAACCGGCGUUCAACCGCAACCUGCUUGGCGCUCGGCUAGCCCCGCGCCCGGGAGCCACCGCACGCCCCUUUCCCCGCUCGGAAGUGUCGGGACCCGUUUUAGCAACAUAAUGGAAGGAGACCGUCCACAGCAGGGGGUGUCCUUUAAAAAUAUUGAAAGGGAACUCAUCUGUCCAACAUGUAAGGAGUUGUUUACCAACCCGUUAAUUCUUCCAUGUCAGCAUAAUGUGUGCCAUAAGUGUGUUAAAGAACUUCUGUUCUUGUCGACUGAGGACUCAUUUACCGAUGUGACUUCGGAAAAUUCAAAUCCAGGCAGCCCACGUCUUCGUCUGCCCUCUCCAAGUUUGGAUAAAAUCGACAGAGCUGCUAAAGCAGGCUGGAAACGCAAUUCAGGCACCCCUAAGGCAACUGUCCUUCCUUGCCCUGCCUGUCAGCAUGAUGUUGACUUGGGAGAACGUGGGAUCAAUGGCCUGUUUCGUAAUUUCACCUUGGAAAACAUUGUGGAAAGACAUAGACAAGCAGCUAGAGCUGCUAAAGCUAUUAUGUGUGACCAUUGUAAAUCUUCACCUCAAGAAUACACCAAAAAUUGCAUAGACUGCAAUGCUAAUUUCUGCAAUGAGUGCUUCAAACUGAAUCAUCCAUGGGGCACCGUGAAAGCUCAACAUGAGUAUGUGGGCUCAACCACCAGCUCAAGACCGAAGGUCAUCAUGUGCCCUGAACAUGAAGCAGAAAAAGUGAACAUGUAUUGUGAACUAUGUAAACGCCCCGUUUGCCAUCUCUGCAAGCUGGGAGGAAGUCAUGCAAACCAUCAAGUCACCAACAUGGCCGUUGCCUACAAAACUUUAAAGGAGAAGCUUACCAAGGAUGUUGAUUUUCUCAUAAGUAAGGAGAGCCAGGUGAAGGAGCAAAUUUCGGAACUACACUCAGUAAUAAAAGAAAUGGAGUGCAAUGGCGAAAAAGCUAAGGAAGAAGCGGCUACCCAUUUCGAUAAGCUUAAUGGUGUUUUGGAGGAGAGAAAAUUGUCAGUUUUCAAGGCCAUUGAUAUUUCAAAGAAGUUGAGACUGGAAAAGCUACAUAUCCAAUUGGAGGAAUACCAAGGACUUCUAGAGAAUAAUGGACUCGUGGGAUAUGCACAAGAAGUGCUUAAAGAAACAGAUCAGUCUUGCUUUGUUCAAACAGCAAAGCAGCUCCAUGUCAGAAUUCAAAAUGCGACUGAAUCUCUAAGGAAUUUUAAGCCAGCAGCUCAAGCAUCUUUUGACGAUUUUGUUGUUGAUUCAACUAAGCAGCAAGAACUUCUUGAAGAAUUGACCUUUGUCUCUGAUGGAAUUGAAGUACCGGAGAUCAAUGAAGAACUAAGCAGAACCUACAACAGAACUUUUAUCACUUGGCAUAAUCAGGAGAAGAAUAUUUCUGCUGAUGGUUAUAUUCUUGAAUACCGGAAGAUUGAUAAAACAGAUGAUUCCGUGGUCUGGAUUGAGUCUGGGGUUUAUGGAACCACCAAGGUUAUUUCUGACCUCGAAAAUAACAGCAGCUACUCGUUCAGAGUUAGAGGCUACAAAGGCGCUAGCUGUAGUCCUUGCAGUAAAGAAGUGAUUUUGACUACUCCGCCGGCUUCAGUUUUUAGCUUUCUUUUUGAUGAAAAUUGUGGCUACAACAGCGAACGCCUCAUUCUGAAUUCCAAAAAGGACCGUGUUGAUAGCCGAGCAGGAUUUUCACUUUUGCUUACUGGUGAUCGUAUUCAUGUUGGGUGUUACACAAGUUUGGAUUACAUUAUUGGAGACACUGGAAUCACCGAAGGGAAGCACUUCUGGGCUUUUCGUGUCGAGCCCUACUCUUACAUGGUAAAGGUAGGAGUUGUUGCGGAUUCGAAGCUGCAAGAGUGGGUUCAGAGUCCACGUGAACUUUUUUUUAGCCCAAGAUAUGAGCAAGAUAGUGGCCACGACAGUGGAAAUGAAGAAACCUCCUAUGUUGCUGCUCAGCCUUUCACUUUAAUUACCGUGGGCAUGAAGAAAAUUUUCAUUCCGAAGUCAUCCACCAUCCCCGUGGGUGCUGAAAAUCGGAUCCUUCCGAUGCCGACAUGCUUGGGAAUUUUCCUCGACUAUGACGAAGGCAAAGUUGGGUUCUACGAUGCGGAUCGCAUGAAGUGCCUGUAUGAGCGUCAGGUUGAGUGCACCGGGACCAUGUAUCCGGCAUUUGCGUUGAUGGGUAGUGGGGGGAUUCAACUCGAGGAGCAAGUCACAGGAGGUUAUGUGGAACACGUCGUUGAUGUGUAAUCCAAACACUGUUGAGGCUCUUAGAGAAAAAGUAAACGCAAGAAAAACAAUGCCUUACAUGUGCAAGCAUAAUUACAUCAGUGCUUUGAAGUGC
Messenger RNA from Tachyglossus aculeatus (Australian echidna), 2394 nucleotides. It is a transcript of the gene TRIM36, whose product is annotated as tripartite motif containing 36. The record is from RefSeq and is a predicted model, not a curated record. The transcript is spliced from 10 exons. Gene Ontology annotation, molecular function: protein binding; zinc ion binding. Bases 138 to 2300 code for a protein of 720 amino acids. Lineage: Eukaryota; Metazoa; Chordata; Mammalia; Monotremata; Tachyglossidae.